AUGUUGCGACGACAGACGCGUUUGCGCCGUGAAUACCUAUACAGAAAGUCUGUAGCAGAUAAACAAAAAAAUAUUAAAUUAAAAAAAGACCAACUCAAACGAAGUUUGGAAGAAAACAUUAAUAUUCAUGGAGAUCUACGAAAGGAAGCACUUGCCUUACAAAAAAGAAUACACUACGAAGAUAAGGGCCCAGAAAGAGCAGCGGUAAUAGGUGGCUUCAGUGGAGGUAGUAAUACGCAAAGUGCACAGGAUGAUGAAUACCGGUAUGCAGGGGUGGAGGACCCAAAAAUUAUGAUUACUACUUCCAGAGAGCCCAGUGCGAGACUUAAAAUGUUCGUUAAAGAACUUAGGUAA
Messenger RNA from Arctia plantaginis, 354 nucleotides. Lineage: Eukaryota; Metazoa; Arthropoda; Insecta; Lepidoptera; Erebidae. The record is from the annotation of a GenBank genome assembly.